Molecule: messenger RNA, 1338 nt
Organism: Amphimedon queenslandica
Lineage: Eukaryota; Metazoa; Porifera; Demospongiae; Haplosclerida; Niphatidae
Product: ZZ-type zinc finger-containing protein 3-like
Exons: 10
Coding region: 126-1235 (369 amino acids)
Source: RefSeq, a predicted model, not a curated record
CUGGAUUCCUACCCAGGGACCAGUAAAUGAAGACAAUGGCAGAGACAAGAGCUAACACUGCGACAGCGAGAGACCACAUUGUUGGUUAUACGAAUAAUCAUUGGGUUGUUAUUAAUCGUUAAUUAAUGGUUAUUAAUAAUAAAAUGGCUGAUGGAUAUUAUUAUCAUUCUGACAAUGAAAUCCUCAAAUACAAUCCAGACUACCAAUCUCUACUGAGGACAUUGAGUCUUCUUGAAGCUCAAAAAAUGAAAGCAAUUAAGGAUCUAGAGCUAUUAACUGAGCUCAAAUCAAAAGCAGAGACUGAUCCAAACUCAAUCAUAACGCAAUUAAGAGAUGGAUCACUUACUUUACCAACAAGACAAAGACUGGCUACCGUCCCAGAGAUAAACUUAGAGCAGUACAAGGCAAUCAAUGAAAGUGAACCUUACAACACUCGUAAGAAGAUGGCUCCAGCAACAAUUGAAGUUGUGCCACCUGUUAAAGAAGAAGUCUUGAAGUUUACUGAUCCAGCUUCUUCUAGUAGGAAGACAGUAAGUACAGCUGCUUCUCAAUCAAAGGGAAAGUACAAGGACAACAUGUGGUCUGAAGAAGAGCAGGGUCGUCUUGAGGAGCUGUUGCAGCUGUACCCGCCGGAAGAGGUUGAGGCUAAACGAUGGCAGAAAAUUGCAAAUGCUUUGGGAAACAGGACACCAAAACAAGUCUGCUGCAGAGUUCAAAAAUAUUUCAUUAAAUUAGCCAAAGCCGGACUACCAGUACCAGGACGAAUGCCGAACCUCAGCACUUACUCUCGUAAAGGUAAAAUAAAACGUGUUUCGGCAAAACGACAGUCGCUUUUCUUGUCUUCAUUAAAACCGAAAGUCUACAUGGGCAACAAUGAGAACGAAUCAAGAUUAAGCUCCUCGGAGGAAGAGGAGGAGGAGGGAGAAGGAGAAGAGCAUUAUUCUCCAGCUGCUCUCGACGAGCGAUCCUCCCCCUUCUGUUCAGGUUGUGGCUGUUCUUCAUUUUCAUUAAACAUGAAGUGCAGUGACUGUCAUAUCCUCUUAUGCCAGCCUUGUGUUGAUAAACAAUGGACAUCAGAUACACAUUUAUCAUCGCACAAAAUAAAACAAAUUCAAGAAAGUGAAGACAUAAAAGAUUCGUAUAAAUACGUCGAUCAGGAUUACACAGGCUUCAAUCCUUCUCUCUUGAACACAAAAUAUAAUUAUUUAGACUCUAAUUUUCGUCCUGCCCUUUGACAAACAGGAAAGCUAGUCAAAACGCUGACUAUGGAAAAUGUUAUAUAAACACUUUUAUUGAAAUCUAUUUAUUUUGACUUUAACACCUUGAUCUCCUCCUUCA